Molecule: messenger RNA, 3769 nt
Organism: Hippocampus zosterae (dwarf seahorse)
Lineage: Eukaryota; Metazoa; Chordata; Actinopteri; Syngnathiformes; Syngnathidae
Gene: trpa1b
Product: transient receptor potential cation channel, subfamily A, member 1b
Exons: 29
Coding region: 298-3648 (1116 amino acids)
Biological process (GO): monoatomic ion transport; transmembrane transport
Cellular component (GO): membrane
Molecular function (GO): protein binding; monoatomic ion channel activity
Source: RefSeq, a predicted model, not a curated record
AUGGCCACACGCGGGCUCGGAACAACAUAAUGAAAGGGUCGCGGGGGACGGCAUCUUGUCAGCGUCGGAAGCAACAAGAAGAAGGAGGAGGAGGAGGAGGAGGCACCGCCGGCAGCUGCGCUUAGGAGGCAAACAUCCUUCACUUCAAAACACCUCAAGAUCACCCAAGGACAUACGCCCUUCGCUUGCCGAACGAAACGCAGGCCCCGCCCCCCCCUUCGGCUGCGGCGAACAUAAUUGCUUUUCUUCAAAUCGACCUCGAGAGCAACAACUGGAUCGGAGCGCCCUUCCGAGGGCAUGAACUUCGGCAGGGAGGUGGCCAGGCAGACCAGUUGUUAUACGUAUGUGUUAGAAGAUGAAGAUUCAGCCCUGGCACAUCUAAAUAUAUUCGAGUUGGCCGAGAAGGGUGACCAGGCUCUACUGGAGAGCCUGGUAAAGAAGAGCCCUGAGGUCCUAGGUGAGAAAGAUGAAUACGGCGCCGACCCCGUUCAUCACGCCGCCGCGGGGGGGCACGUCACCCUCAUCAAAUUCAUCACCGGCGUCCUGGGCCCGCAGGCGCUGAACGGCUGCGAUGAGCGUGGCGAUGUUCCCCUCCACUGGGCCGUGGAGAAGAACCAGGCAGAGAGCUGCAGGGUUCUGCUGGACCUGCGGGCAAACCCCAACGUCCUCAACAAGGCGCUGCUGUCACCCCUGCAUUUGGCCAUCAGCCUGGGACACAACAGAUUGGUGGAACUGCUGCUCUCCUCCGGCACGGUGGACUACGACCAGCCUGGAGACCUUGGCAACACCCCGGUCAUGAUGGCCUGCUCGCUCAAUAACUGCGAAGCUCUCAACUUGUUGCUCAAGCACGGAGCACGCCUGUGCCAGCAGAACAAGUUGGGGCACUUUGCGGUGCAUGCAGCUGCUUUCGCGGGUGCAAAAAGGGCCUUGGAAUUCGUCCUGAAGGCCGGAGAGGAGCUGGGCUACUUGGGUGAAAACCACAUUAACUAUCUCGACAAAUCCAAUAGCUCCCCACUGCAUCUGGCUGUGCGGGGCGGCAACGUUGAGACCAUUCGAUUUUGCAUCGACAAGGGAGCCAAAAUUGACCAGAAACAGCACGACAGGUCGACGCCGCUGCACUUGGCGUGUACCCAGGGUGCCAUCGAGGUGGUCAAAAUGAUGCUGUGCGCCCAUGGCCGAGUGGAGGACAUCAUUAACCUCAAGGACGGAGCUUGUCAGACGCCGCUGCACAAGGCUACCAUAUUUGACCACGUCAACUUAGCCGAGUACCUCAUCUCUUUGGGUGCGGAUGUCAACGCCGUGGACUGUAAAGACAACCCGCCCUUGCUACUGGCGACCAGUUGCGGCGCGUGGAGGACUGUGGCGCUGCUCCUGUCCAAAGAGGCCAAUGUCAAUCUAACGGACAGGUUUGGCUGCAACUUCCUUCAUCUGGCCAUCUUGCAACCCAAGGGGCUGAAGAAUUUACCAGAAGACGCGCUGCAGCGCAACAGCGUGAAGGCGUUGCUGAGCUGUGAGGACAAGGAGGGCUGCACGCCACUGCACUACGCCUGCCGGCUGGGCAUCCACGACUCGGUGCGCAACAUGCUGGGACUCUCGGGCCAGCUGGGCCUCGCGUGCAAGUCCAAGGACAAGAAGUCCGCCCUGCACUUUGCCGCUCAGUAUGGCCGCAUCAACACUUGUCACCGACUGCUGGAGACCAUCACCGACUCGCGCUUGCUCAACGAAGGCGACGAGCGAGGCCAGACGCCGCUUCACUUGGCGUCCCGAGGUGGACACACGCAGGUGGUGGAGCUGCUGUUGCGCAAAGGGGCUCUUUUUCACAGUGAUUACAAGGGCUGGACAUGUCUGCACCAUGCGGCCUCAGAGGGCUACACGCAAACUAUGGAGAUUAUAUUAUCCGCCAAUAUGAAACUGCUGGAUAAAACAGAUGAAGAUGGGAACACCGCCCUCCACAUGGCGGCGAGGAUGGGCCACGUGGCGGCCGCCAUGCUCAUGGUGAACCAGGGGGCGGAGUUUGUGUUGAACAAGAGCGACAUGUCAUUUCUCCACGAAGCUCUGCACAACGGGAAGCAGGAUGUGGUCAACGCCGUCAUUGACAGUGAGAGAUGUGAGGAGGCGGUGGUUAUGUUUAAGGUCGGUGGAUCCCAGCGUUGCCCCAUCAUGGACAUGAUUGAAUACUUGCCCGAGACCUACAAGCACCUGUUGGACCGCAGCGUGAGGGAGUCGGAGGAUGAUCACAACUGUCCCAACUUUCACAUUGAAUACGACUUCAAGUGGCUGCAAGCACCGCUCGAAAUGCAGAAGAAAGGGGACAAGUCCAUCCGGGCACAGCCGCUAGCCGCGCUCAAUGCGCUGGUGAUGUACAACCGCCUGGGUCUUCUCAACCACCCCGUCUGCAAAAAAUACCUAUCCAUGAAGUGGGUGGCGUACGGAAGCAUGGCGCAUAUUCUCAACAUGUUCAUGUACCUGAUGGGCCUGCUGCCGCUGACUCACCUCAUUGUGACUUUGAGGCCCACCAUUAACAUCACGGAGACGGGCGAGCGCAAGAUCACCAUGGUGCCCGUGUCCUUUGUUGAGCAAAGUGUGUUCCUGUCCUUCUGUAUGGUGAUGGUCCUCAUCAUGAACGUCUACUCCAUAUUGAAGGAAGUGCUACAGAUAAUACAACAGCGUUGGAACUACUUAAAGGAUUACUCCAACCAAGUCGACUGGUCCUCGGCCGUCUGCGCGCUUCUGUUCGUCAUCCCGCUCAUGCUCAACGCAUCUGGCUCGUGGUACUGGCAAGCGGGCGCCAUGGCCGUCCUCAACUCCUGGAUCGCGUUCCUCCUGUAUCUCCAGAGGUUCGAGGGCAUCGGCAUCUACGUGGUAAUGUUUGGCGAGAUCUGCAGGACGUUCUGUCGCACCGUAAUGCUCUUCAUCUUUCUCCUGUUGGCCUUUGCCUUGGCCUUCCACGCCCUGCUGCUUGAUCAGAAAGAGUUUCAGAACCUGCCGCUGUCCAUGAUGCAAACGUUUGUCAUGAUGGUGGGAGAACUGAAUUACCAGAACAACUUCCUGGAUGCGUAUCUGAACAACGAGUUUCCGUUCAGCGGAUUGACGUAUUUGACUUUUGUCACCUUUGUUCUCAUGAUUCCCAUCAUCCUCAUGAACUUGCUGAUUGGCUUAGCGGUGGGAGAUAUUGCAGAAGUGCAAAGAAAUGCUGCCAUGAAAAGAAUAGCCAUGCAGAUCGAACUUCACACUGGCCUGGAAGACAAACUGCCCUACUGGUUCAUCAAGCGAGCAGACAAACCCUCCGUCAUCAUCUACCCGAACCGCAAAUGCUCCAAGAACUUCAUAAUGUGUUUAUUCGGAGGCAGCGGGCCGGCCAACGAUGAGUGGAAGCGAACGCAGGCAUCGCAAAGAUGCUCCAUGCUAGAGGGCGAGCUUAAAAAACAAAAGUGCAGGCUGAAGGAGAUGUCUGGCAUGCUGGAGAAGCAGCACAACCUCCUCAAGCUCAUCAUCCAGAAGAUGGACAUUACCUAUGAGGCGGACGAGUACGACGGUCCCGUCAACGUUCGGGGUGCCACCUGGAAGCGGGUGUCCCCGCCCAAGCGUACCACUAGCGUUUCCCGCUGGGUGCCGCUCAUGAAGGCUAUCGAGUCCAGGCCCAAAUGAGACAGACGACAUUAAGGAAGAAUCUAAAAAUCAAUCAGUUGCAUUGAACCUACAGCUGAAGUUUGUUAGCAGGUUUUCAAUCGUCCUUUUAAAGGUGCACCUCACACUUUAAAACCAUUGU